UUUGUAGUGCUAACUUGAAAUGGAACUACCCCAUCUUGGAGAGUCCUGCUCAAACAAUGAAUGUAACAGAUUGGAUUUUCUCCCUUACAAAUGUGAUCUAUGUUCAAAGAUCUUCUGUCAAGAUCAUCGAGAGUAUAAAGACCACAGUUGUCCUGAGCAGUAUCGAGUAGAUCGAGUAGUGCCUGUUUGUCCAAAAUGUGGAGAGAUUAUCCCUGUGAAGCCUGGUGAUGAUCCUAAUAUCAAGGUGAACUCACAUAUUGAAAACAACUGCAGUAAAGUUCCAAAGGUCAAAACGUACCCAAAUCGAUGCAAUAAACAGGGUUGCAAGAAAAAAGAAGCUAUACCAGUCAACUGCAAGAAUUGCAAAUUAAACUUUUGUUUAGCACAUCGGUUUGAGCAAGAUCAUUCCUGUAAAGGUUUUGUUCAUCCUCUAGCAAGAAAACAGGAAACAGCUAAACCAAAACCAAAACCAAAACCAAAGCCUGCUACCAAUAGUGCACCCAUUGCCAGCUCCUCUCAGCAAAUCUCCCAAGAUGAGGCACUGGCUCGUGCGCUGGCAACUGAGGAAGAUGAAGCAUUGGCACGAGCAUUGCAGGCCUCACUCAGUGAACAGCAGCCCUCUUCUUUUGAGGCUAAUAGACGCUCACAACCACAGCGUCAGGGCAGUAUAACGCAGUAUUUUUCAACCUUUUAAAUCAACGCAAUACUUCCCUAUUGAAAUUAAAGGAUUCACAGUCAUCAUGUGUGUUAAGCUAACCGAACUGGACAACAACUCGUGACAACUUGUUCAUUCGUUAAGUUAAGGGGGAGGGGUAGUAUUAUCCCCCUAUUGGGUUUUCAGAGGUUUUCCUUUGCUCAGACAAUACAUGUAGAUGCGUUUCAUAAGUUUACAAGAUAAAUUAAGAUCGUUUACGAUCACACACUGUUAGAUGUUUAACAAUUACAUAAUGUUCCUUGAAUUAUUUGGAUCAUGUUUUGGUUAUCUCAAGCACAGUCGUUGGAUUGAAUUAUGUGUCAGAAUAUUAUAUGUAUAGCUUUCUGAUUGGAAAGUAUUGACCUAAAGAAAAAUAUUGAUAUUAAUAUGUUCUCUGCUUUGAUUGUUGCAAAUUAUGUUUUUAGACUUUCUGAGAUUUUGGUAUUUAUUGUAUCUACUUUUGAAUAGUCACCCAAUUUGUUUAUAAUCGAAUAGUUUUUGUAAAUGUAUAAACUAGACAAUAAACUUAUGAACUGAUGAAUUCUAUAUC
This is a messenger RNA of Bolinopsis microptera, 1244 nucleotides long. Its product is annotated as AN1-type zinc finger protein 2A-like. Gene Ontology annotation, cellular component: endoplasmic reticulum; cytoplasm. The coding region runs from base 20 to 694 and encodes 224 amino acids. Lineage: Eukaryota; Metazoa; Ctenophora; Tentaculata; Lobata; Bolinopsidae. The record is from RefSeq and is a predicted model, not a curated record. Gene Ontology annotation, molecular function: zinc ion binding. The transcript is spliced from 5 exons. Gene Ontology annotation, biological process: protein targeting to ER; proteasome-mediated ubiquitin-dependent protein catabolic process.